Messenger RNA from Ceutorhynchus assimilis (cabbage seed weevil), 5969 nucleotides. The record is from the annotation of a GenBank genome assembly. NCBI's taxonomy places the organism in Eukaryota, Metazoa, Arthropoda, Insecta, Coleoptera, Curculionidae.
AUUUAAUUAAAAUGCGAUUAUGCAGAAGGUAGAAUUAAAAAUGUAUUAAAAGGUAUUUAUAAAAAGGUAAAGGUACAGGUAGGUAUAGGUGUAUUAACAAUACAAACAAUUCUAUGUCACAAUGAUUAUUUCAAACUCUUCCCGCACAGCAGAUCGUGUGGGAAUAGCCAUUUCCCGCACGCUCAUUUUAGCAAAAACAUACUGCAAAUAAGUACGUUGUCAGAUUGUCGUUAUCAUUGUUGAUUUCCAAGAUUGCCUUUAGAAACCUCGUUUUUAUCCUUGCAUUAUAUAGUUUUUUGUUGUAUAUUUUGGACUACAGUUAUAAAAUUAAAGUAUUAUUACGUCAUACAAUGGCGCUAUUUCAGUACGUUUAAAUAUGUGGGAUGAAAACAGCAUUUUUGAAAAUUAUUUUACCAAAAAUUAGAACAUUUUUAACCCAACUGGAAGCAAGGGUAUUUUUAUUUUGCUUAAUACAACUGAUUAAGGCCCAGUUGUACAAUCUCGGUUCAAAAUAAAGUUCAACUGAACUCGACUGGUACUUAAGCUUUCCCAUUUAAAAUAUAUGACAGCAAUGCAUUUCAAAUGGGAAAGUUCAAGUACCACUACUACCACUCAAGUUUAGCUGAACUCUGUUUUGAAUCAGGAUUGUACAACUGUGCCUAAAAAUAAUAAAACAAUGAAAUUCAAAUAUGGUGAAUGUCCCCAUUCAACCAAUACGUCAAGGCAAGAAAGGACAUGCUGCUACGUCAUCACUGGUAUUUUGGCAUGGUGGUCGGUGGGGGGCUUGAAAAAUGUUAUGACGUCGGCAAUGGUUGAAAACCAAUAUGGCGCGAUUACCAAAAACGAGGCCGAUAAGCACUCCUUAGAUAGAAUGUGUAUUCUCCUUGGUAUCACCAGUGCCAGAAAUUUUAAUAAAUGAACGCGAAUGAGCCUGCACCGAAUACACUUUUUAAAUAAACGAACGGAAAUUCAAGCUCAAAGAAUUCAGAUCAAAAUACCGAUCGCUUAUAAUUUACUAGAAUUGCGUGUGUCAAUAAUUCUGACGAGAGCUAAAAAUAACGAAAUAAAAAUAUUUAAACAAGUCAUGCAAUGUCGUGUGCCGUUGCCAACCAAAAAUAUCUGAAAUUCCCCUAUUUUAAAUGUAUUGAAAAGUUCUUUUAGUUUUGUAAAGGUUGGCAGCAGAAAUUUACUAAAUGUGACGUCAUUCAAAAUAUAGCGUAUAAAAAUCCUAUAUUACCAGUGCUUCGGCCUUGUUUUUGGUAAUUACGGCCAUAUCAAUGAAAUAGAAUGGAGGUUUGGAAUGAGCUUUGCGUCAUGCAAUUGAUUCCAGCAUGAGAUAGCGCUAGUAAGGGCAAAAAAUCUAUUGGAUCUCCCAUAUCUCUCACUCUAACCCUGAGUGAGAUAGCACUAGUAGGGGCAAGAAAAUCUCAUGGAUCUCUCCUGUUCUCUCACUCUAAUGUUGGCCGCAAAUAUAUGCAUCGAGUAGAUAGGCAAAGGGGCUAUUCCAACCUCUUAACUACUUUAUUGGGCCAUAUUGGUGUAGCACCAUUGCUGACGUCAUUAACUAAGUCGUCAGCUGUUUGAGCCAGCGGUCGUCAUUUAGAAUUUAAAUUUAUGAUGAAAAAACAAGGCAAAAAACCAAGGUUGUAGGUUACCUGAUAACUUUAUAACGUCAUCUGGGGUGCCUCAACAUAAUACAAAUCUCCACAAGGCACCCCAGACGCGUCAUAAGGUUACCCAUUACCAGGCAACCUUUAACGAAAAACGACAAGCUGCCUACGUCAUCACUGUUGCUUUGGCAUGGUGGGGCACUUGAGAUUUGAGCUACACAGGCUUAACGAAGGUAAGCUAUCCUUAUAAUCCUUGUCAUGCAUCAUCAUCGAAAACGUACAUAUCGAUAUAAGUAUCGAUAAGCCCUUCUCUAACUUCAAUGUAAACAAACUUUGAAAAGUGAGGUUAGAAACCUUCAUUUAAUUUUAAAAUUUUGCACAAUAAAAUAUAAAAUUUCCUAAUGUUGUACUAAUCCUAGAGCAAACAAUAACAAUGAACAAGUAAUCCAGCCUCAUUAACAAGUUCGUUGUAGAUAUGAUUAGAAGACUAGUGAAUAAUGUCUUACAAAAUCCCACAGAAACCAUAGUCUACUCCAACCCGUUUCUGAAAAAAGACACCCAACAUUUUGGGUGGCUCACCAACGUGGCCCCAUGUUUUCCAGUCCCCUCAAACAAUAUAAAAAUCAUUAGUGAGCCAAAACAAUUCUACGAGGAAUUAUUGGAGCUUUGCAAAAGUGCCACUCAAAGAAUUACCUUGGCCAGUUUGUAUUUGGGCACCGGUGAGCUGGAAAAGCAAUUAGUCAAGGCUUUAUCCACUAAUAAGCAAUUUCAAAACAAUAAACUAAUUAUUAAUGUUUUACUGGACUAUACAAGAGGUAGCAGAGAUGAAGUCAAUUCACGCACAAUGCUUUGUCCUUUAUUGUCUCAAAAUCCUAAAAACUGUACAAUUUCUUUGUAUCAUACUCCAGCUUUAAGAGGACUAUUAAAAAAAUACAUGCCCAAUCGUUGGAACGAGUUAAUAGGGCUUCAACACAUGAAACUAUACAUUUUUGAUGAUACUUUAAUUAUUAGUGGAGCUAAUUUGUCUAAUGAUUACUUCACCAAUAGACAAGACAGAUAUUUUUUAAUCAAAGACAAAAAACUAACAGACUUCUAUUGCCGCUUGAUUAAUAAAGUACAAAGUUUCAGUUUAAAAAUAGACAAAAAUAACAAAGUUAGUUAUAAUAAUAAUUGCCCUUAUGAGGGCAAUAAGAAGGAGUUUGUUAAUAAAGCUAGAGAUUUAAUAGAAGAUUAUUUAGAAACAACUACAAUAAAUCAAAAUAUGUGCACCACAAUGCAAGGCUGUGAUACAUGGAUUUUCCCAACAAUCCAAAUGGGCCAACUAUUGAUCAACCAAGACUCGAUCAUAACAGAUAAAAUUCUAGCCGAAGCCCCUCAUAAUAGCAAACUAAAUAUUGCCACUGGGUAUUUCAAUUUGACCAAUCAAUAUAUGAAUACAUUGAUAAACAAUUCGCAAGGCAAUUGUGAAAUUUUAAUGGCACAUCCUAAAGCCAAUGGGUUUUUGGGUGCUAAAGGGGCUGCAGGUGGGAUUCCUUAUGCUUAUUCGCUAAUAGCACAUAAAUUUAAAAGGCAAUACGAAUAUAAAGGGCAACAAAACAGGAUUAAAUUGUUAGAGUAUUUAAAAGAAGGCUGGACUUAUCAUGGGAAAGGGUUAUGGUAUUAUGCACCUCAAAGUAACUAUCCUUGUAUGACAAUUAUUGGAUCUCCAAAUUUCGGAGAUCGUUCUGUAACUAAAGACUUAGAAACUCAGUUGGUUAUUGUUACGGAAAAUGAAAAACUACAAAUGGAAAUGCAUAGGGAGUGUAGGAAUUUGUAUGAGAAAGGAUUGCCAGCGGAUACGCAAAGAAAAGUGCCCUUUUGGGUUAACGCUUUUGUUGUGUUUUUUAGGAGUUAUUUUUAAAAAUUUUUAUGAAUUUGUAGAUUGUUUUAUUUAUAGUAUUUGUUUAAAGGAUUUAAGAGUUUCUGUUGAUAAUUUUCAUUGAUAGGUACAAAAAAGAGUUUCUUUACCACCCUGUAUUUUAUUUCAUAAAAUUCCCUCACAUUUAGGGGGAAGUUUGGUAGCUUUUAGUGUAUAAAGAGAGAGAUUUGGGGCUCAUCAUACAAAAAUUGUAAAUUGAUUCAAUAGAAAAUAAUGACAUGAGAAAAUCUUCAAUAUCAAUUUUGAAAAAAUAAAAUGAAAAAAUUGACCCACACCCCUAUAUUUAGAUUUUUUUGUUGAAAAACUAGUGAGAGGAAAAAUUUAAAACUUCUGAAGUGAAAAGAGGAAGGUUGAAAGCUCAUCAUACUUAAAUGUCUGAUGGAUCCAUAAUGGAAAAUACCAACAUAAGAAAAUAUUGAAUAUCAACUUUCAGAAAGAAAAAUUUAAAAAUUCCUUGCCAGCCGUCAAACUUAGGAAAAUCAUACCUCGUAUGAAAAUUAUUGAAAAUUUCAUAUUUUCCUUUUUUUUUUGAGGCACCUAGAUAGUGUUUCACGUUCAAAUUUGAAAAUAUGCUUGUUCAAGGGUUGCUUUAUCAUCCCUCAAAAGGAAAAUUCCAAUUCCUUGCCAGCCAUCAAACUUACGAAAAUCUUCCCUCGUAAAAAAAAAAUAUUGAAAAUUUCAUUUUUUCUUAUUUUUUCUUCAGACACCUGGAUGGUGUUUCACGUUCAAAUUGAAAACAUGCUUGUUCAAGGGUUGCUUUAUCAUCCCUCAAAUGGAAAAUUCCUUGCCAGCCGUCAAACUUACGAAAAUCUUCCCUCAUAAAAAAAAAAUAUUGAAAAUUUCAUAUUUUCUUAUUUUUUCUUCAUACACCUAGUGAGAAAGAAAAAUCAAAAAAUUGCACCCUCUCAUAUUUUGUCGUUUUAUAGUAAAACUUCUGAGGCUCAUACCUUUAAGCUCAUCAUACUAAAAUUGCAAAUUGAUCCAAAAGAGAAUAACAACGUGAACUCAUCUACAUCUACAAUAGAUCCUGCAAAUUUCCAGCAGCAACUUUGUUGGGAUUUGAAAUAAAACAACAUUUAAAUCGAAAACAUUUCAUCAGACUUGUAAGAAAACAGUAUUUUUUUUUUUUACAUAAAUUACAACUUUGAUGAACAAAUGCGAAAGUUAAAACUACUAAAAUAAAAAAAUCUUGCUUGGGUGAAGCCAUUUCUACCUGAGUGUAAAAAAAUACAUUAUUAUUUUUGUCUUUGUGAUAUACAUACUAUAAAUACCUGUGAGUGAGUAAAAAUAUAGCAAAAUUCCAUUAAAUUUAAUUCAAAUAAAUUUAUGAUUGCUAUAUUUUCAAGGCAAUAUUUUUUAACUAGUUCAAUCUUUGGUAGGCUUUACUUUCCUUUUCUUACUUAAACAUCUAGUGGCAUAUGACUAGUUCAAUAAUAUCACUCAGGAACUAAUAAAUUUCUCUUUUGCUCAGGGUUUUUAUAUAAAUUAUCUUAACUUAAAUCUGAGCAAAAAAAAAAUUAUACACUAAGUGUGGUGUCACACUCACGCAUUUUCACCGCUGCAUUAUAAUAAAUGAGAGCUGUCACACGCAAACGAGUUAAAAACGCAUAGUGUGACACUACACUUAAUUGGAAAUUAUUAUUAUAGAAAAAAAAUGCAAUUUGAACUUCAUACCAAAACCAUUUGGGUAUUCAAAAACAAUAGGAACUUAUAAAACUCUUGUGGACAAUAAUAAUUUCCUCAAAAUGCACUUUUAAGGUGCAUUCACAAACAUUUCUAAUAAUUUAAAGUAAAUUAAACAAACUUACUAUUUCAGUCUUUGGAAUAAACUUUAAAUUAAUUAAAUAAAUAAAUAAUAAACUCAACUGUGUGUUCGUAUAUACAAAAAAAAAAACUUAUAUACAAUAUAAAGGCGGUUACACACGGGCCUGGAUGUCUACGCACAUACAUGAAUGUGCAAACAGUAGAAAUUUUGUAUACACACUUGUAGCAAUGUAUCAAGCCAUCCACACCUGUGUGUAACCGCCUUAAGAGAAAAUGAACAUAAUCUUCAUAUUCAAAAAAUAUGAACAGGACACAAAAAAAACUAAAAAUCACAUUAUUCUUUUUGGACUUAAACCCAAAAAUAUUUACAUAUUCGGUUCAAACACCGAACCGACUAUAAACGUAUUGACUGUUCACACCGUCGCCCAAAUUGGUUCCGGUUUGAACGAUGUCCGGGUUCAUAACGUUGAACAAAACGGCGAAAAUCGUACAAGCGGCGUAAACGCCUAAGGCCACCCACCAUAAGAGUUGUUCGUGCAACUUUUGCUCGAAAUUUUUCAGAACUAAAAUGCCUAUGGUCAGGCCUGCUAAGGCUCCGGUCAGAUGAGCUACGUAGGACACUGGGGGCCCCGCUUCUUCCGCGUAUCGAGAGUAGAUUGCGUAACCUACGUCGCAAG